Messenger RNA from Pseudogymnoascus verrucosus, 1420 nucleotides. RefSeq lists its product as uncharacterized. Gene Ontology annotation, cellular component: cytoplasm. The transcript has a single exon. Gene Ontology annotation, molecular function: ubiquitin protein ligase activity. NCBI's taxonomy places the organism in Eukaryota, Fungi, Ascomycota, Leotiomycetes, Thelebolales, Thelebolaceae. The coding region runs from base 190 to 1032 and encodes 280 amino acids. Gene Ontology annotation, biological process: ubiquitin-dependent protein catabolic process. The record is from RefSeq and is a predicted model, not a curated record.
UUCAACACAUACAAUGCUCUUCACUACGACUAUCCCACCACUAUCUGCUUUGACGGAUCAACACUCAAAAGUAUACAAGAGGUAGACCAUCUGAGACAUAUCUUGGCAUACAUCGCGAGCGCGUCAGGUAUUGUUCAACCUCCAAGCUGACAUAUUCCAUCACUCACGGCAACUCCGGGAAGUGUGGUAAUGAGCUUCCAAAGACCCAGAGACUUUCCAGGUCAUAACAGGCCAACCCCGCAGCGUUUUCUUACCCCUCUCGGCUGGGCAGUCCGCUUUCCUGAUGGCCACAUAGUUUACGAGAAUCGUAUGGGGAGACAGGGGCCCCCAAGAGGUGGCUAUCCAUCUCCGAGGCAGUUCCCAGGCCGACAUCCAAGGCAGCCCCAGGGGCAGUACCCGGGACAAUCUAUGGGCGGUUUCCCAGGGCAAUCUCAAGGACAAUAUCCAGGACAAUCGAUGGGAGGCUUCCCAGGACAGCCUCAAGGACAAUCGAUGGGUGGUCUCCCAGGGCAGCCCCAAGGGCAGUUCCCAGGACAAUUCUUUGGUCGAUCUCCAAGCCAGUCUUCAACUCAGUCCUCUAGCCACUUCCCAGGCAUGGUCAUAACCCAGUCAUCAGGACAGAUGCCGGGGGUGACUAUAAUACAGCCUCCUGGUACAGGCCAGUCUCCAGUGUUCAUAUCCCCAUAUCCGGGGCAAGUCCUCGGCCAAAACCCAGGCAGUCAACCCACGCAGCAACCCGGCGGAGGCUGGUCAGCGUCGCCAGGGCCGAAACUUCGCCAGCGUUUUCGAACCGGCCCUGAGCGGGUGAGAGUGGCUGAACUCAAGGAGGACGAGAUAGAUUGUCCGAUCUGCUACCGAGAUUAUUACACCGGCGAUUCUGAGAAUGAAUCGGAGGAUGCGGUGAGGAUAGGGUGCGGACAUGUUUAUGGGAGGAGGUGCCUGGACAAAUGGAUUCAGGAGAAUGGUACUUGUCCAACUUGUCGGGGGAAACUGGAUCUUGUGGAUGAUGUCGCUGGAAAUCCACAGGUUUAAUUCGACGGGGGUUCGGGCUGAGUGAGUGCUGAGAGAGGGGACGCAUUUUUAUAUUUCAAAGAAGGGGCACUGCAAGAUAGAGGGCCUCAGGAGUUAUGGGAGCGUUGAGCGUGUGCCGAUAUGGGUAACUAAUGGUUAAUAAACUCCACUCAACUUGCUGGAUGGCAGGACGAUGAUUUGGUUAUUUUGCUACUGUCUUAUUUGUCAAGUAAUAGAUAGCGAAGCACAAUAAAUGCAAGUUAUGUACCAUACACUAUCUCUCAUGCUGAAUGGCUCUUUCUUGGCGGCAAGGAGAGAAACUCCCAGAAUGGGCCAUGUGAAUGCCCUCUUUCCGUGCCGCCCAAGGGUCUGAAGAGGAGCUGUACAUAACAACAGCUGGGGAUGAGGG